Daucus carota subsp. sativus is the source of this 711-nucleotide messenger RNA. Its product is annotated as succinate dehydrogenase assembly factor 1, mitochondrial. The record is from RefSeq and is a predicted model, not a curated record. NCBI's taxonomy places the organism in Eukaryota, Viridiplantae, Streptophyta, Magnoliopsida, Apiales, Apiaceae. The transcript has 2 exons. Gene Ontology annotation, biological process: mitochondrial respiratory chain complex II assembly. Bases 215 to 505 code for a protein of 96 amino acids. Gene Ontology annotation, cellular component: mitochondrion.
UAGCACAAAAGCAUCUUGUUUUAAUCCAGAGUACAGCAACCACAGCAGCGAGCAGAGAGAGGAGUCUCCCCGGCGGCAGCUGUAAAAUUAACGGCAGAGAGCAGCGGCGGAGAUAAACAACCGGUGACGGCAGCGUCAGCAGCACAGGGCAAAGGACGGAUUUCGGAUUCCAGCUUUUGCUUUUUACAUUUACCUAUAUCUGACAAAAAUAUCAAUGGGAGCCUCCAGUAGACCGAAGUUGUCAGGGUUGCAAAAGCAAGUGCUUGCUCUUUAUAGAGAAUUUCUGCGAGCAGCUCGGGCCAAAUCAACUGAAGAUCGAAAGCAAAUUGAAUUAAUUGUUUCUGAACAGUUUCGUCGCCAUUCAACCCAAGUAGAUCGCAAAAAUUUUCUUUAUAUUGAACACCUGCUUCGUCGUGGAAAGCACCAACUUGAUCAGCUAAAAAACCCAGCUACUGUUGGACUAUCAUCCUUGAAUGUAAAAGUUUCAGAUGCCAAGCACAGCUAAGAUACAAACAGGGUUAGAAAAUUGAAUAACAUUUUCUAAUGGUGUUUUUAUUGGUUGGGAAGCAAAGGUAAUCAAAUGAUCAAUUAUAACAAUGGCAAAUCAUCUCUGUGUGAGAGAUUUUAAUAUUUGCUUUGUACUAUAUAUAGGGUGUGGAUACAAUACAAUUAUUUUUUAAAUAAAAUAAUAUACCCCUAUCGAAGCUCAAA